CACCCUGACCGAACUCGAAGCGGCCCGCGGCCGGAGCCGCCCCCCCCCCCCCCCCCAAAAUUCCGAGCGUCGCAUCCGCCCUCGCGCCCUGCCCCUCGUCGCGAUCUCAUCCCACGCCCGCCCCAAUCCAUGACCGGAAUAAGGCUGACGCCCGAGGAGCCCGAGGUACCGGUCGGCACCCCGCCCAGGCCCCAGCUCCCGCCCUCCGUCGCCGGGCCCUGCGGCGGAGGCCUGGAAAUGGCGUCGGACGACGAGCGGUCCGUGGCGGCAGAUUCGUGGUCCGUGCGGAGCGAGUACGGGAGCACGCUCGACGACGACCAGCGCUACGCCGACGCCGCCGAGGUGCUCGCUGCCGCCACGGCCUCCGCCAACUUCCCCUCCGCCGCCUCCGAUUACUGUUCUGACAAGGAUGAUCAAGAUCCCGGCGAGGUUGAAGGAUCAAUGCUGGGUCUCCAAAGCUAUUGGGAUGCUUCUUAUUCAGAAGAUCUUGCAAAUUUUCAGGAACAUGGGCAUGCUGGAGAAAUAUGGUUUGGUGCAGAUGUAAUGGAUACAGUUGCUGUUUGGACAAAAAAUUUGUGUAACAUUAUUCCAGGUGGGAUUUCAUCUGGUGAUGACAGCAUCAAAUGUGAAGUCGAUGAAAAAGUAUUCUCCAACUAUCCUGUGCUCGAUGUUGGAACUGGGAACGGCCUUCUUUUGCAAGCGCUUGCAAAGCAAGGGUUUACAGACUUAACAGGAACUGAUUACAGUGAAGGAGCCAUUGAACUUGCAAAACACCUCGCCGCUCAUGAUGGAUUUGCUGCAAUAAACUUUUUGGUUGAUGAUAUACUUGAGACAAAGUUAGAUAGGAAAUUCAAAAUUAUUACAGACAAAGGGACAUUGGAUGCCAUCGGAUUGCAUCCAGAUGGCCGUGCAAAAAGAAUAAUGUAUUGGGAAUCUAUAUCGAAUUUGGUGGAGCCUGGUGGCAUUGUGGUCAUAACAUCAUGUAAUAAUACAAAGGAUGAGCUUCUGCAAGAAGUAGAAGACUUCAGUAAGAAAAGAUUUUACAAGGAGAAUAUGGAUGAAAGUGCAGUAGAUGUGUCCCAGAUCUUACGGUACAUAGAUCAUGUCCGAACAUACCCCACUAUAAUGUUUGGAGGAGUUGAGGGGUCUCAAGUGUGCACUGUGGCCUUUCAACGGGCGUGACUUAGAGAAUCGAGAUGCCCAUAAUUCUCGGCCUAUUUAUCAUUUUGGCUCUGGAAGAAAUGGAUAGAAGUUAUGUACUUCACCCGUGAGUCUGUUCACACCGUAUUAAGAAACAUUUCAAAUUAGGCGGUCUUCUAUGGUUAGCUCAUUUAUCGACGGUUACUGUUGGUCUAGACUAGAUGGAUCUGUUUCUUUCUGAUUGCCAGGAUAGUAAGAGAACUUUCCGAACUAUUUUUGUGUAAAAUUGUAAACGAACCAGAUGAGUCAUCGUUGUAUUUUGAUUCA
This is a messenger RNA of Phragmites australis (common reed), 1467 nucleotides long. RefSeq lists its product as uncharacterized. NCBI's taxonomy places the organism in Eukaryota, Viridiplantae, Streptophyta, Magnoliopsida, Poales, Poaceae. Gene Ontology annotation, cellular component: cytoplasm. Gene Ontology annotation, molecular function: protein-lysine N-methyltransferase activity. The transcript has 7 exons. Gene Ontology annotation, biological process: peptidyl-lysine monomethylation; peptidyl-lysine dimethylation. The coding region runs from base 130 to 1182 and encodes 350 amino acids. The record is from RefSeq and is a predicted model, not a curated record.